This is a messenger RNA of Physella acuta, 4948 nucleotides long. Its product is annotated as tubulin polyglutamylase TTLL7. The record is from RefSeq and is a predicted model, not a curated record. Gene Ontology annotation, biological process: microtubule cytoskeleton organization; protein polyglutamylation. Lineage: Eukaryota; Metazoa; Mollusca; Gastropoda; Physidae. Gene Ontology annotation, cellular component: ciliary basal body. Gene Ontology annotation, molecular function: tubulin-glutamic acid ligase activity; tubulin binding.
AAAACAAUCAUUUAGAUGACUGGUUGUCAUGUACUUUAUAGUCACGUGACCAAACAAAGAUGGCAGUCUUUACAGUCUACUCAGGUAAACAGAGUGGGAAGGACUGCUCAUCUCUCUCUGUUAAAUUUUAAGUACAUCUACAGUUGAUAGUGGUAAAAAUCCAUGCAGGCCCUGAUUGAGUGUGCUUGAGACACUGAGGUGCCUGGAAAUUAUGAAGAACAGUACGUCUUUAACUUCAUUGUCAUCUAUGGAUAAAGAUUUAUCGUUGUCAUUUUUAAGCUUACAUAGCAAAACAGGAUUAGCCCAGCACACUGCCGUAUCAAAUCCCCCAAGUGCACGCUAUUCAGAUUUUAAUAAUUCGCUGGAUUACUCAAGCUAUGGAAAUGACGCCGAAGGAUUGCCUUGUAUACCUCAUAAGAAACAGCAGAAACGCAAAGACCUGAUUUCAGUUAAUCUGAGUGGAACUAGAUAUGAAGUUGUUCGUUAUGUGGUUGAGAAGUUUGGCUUCUCAAUCAGUAGAGAUGAUGACCCGACUUCCUAUCUGAUAUGGAAUGACACAUUCGUUUCACCAGAUAAGAUUAGUGAGCUUAAACCGUACCAACACAUCAAUCAUUUCCCAGGAAUGGUUGAGGUGACGAGAAAAGAUUCGCUGGCAAGAAAUAUGAUGAAAAUGUCUAAAGUCAUGCCAGACGAAUUUAAUUUUGUUCCAAAGACAUGGAUCCUCCCCACAGACUACACAGUUCUACAGAAUUAUGCAAAAGAAAUGAAGCUGAAAAAGAAGUCAAAAACAUACAUAGUGAAACCCGCAAAUGGUGCUCAGGGCCAUGGAAUAUCUUUGUAUAAAAACGCUGAGAAAAUUCCACCCGCCGAGCACUUUGUGGUACAAGAAUACAUCGACAAGCCCUUGCUGUUAGAUGGCUACAAAUUCGAUCUCAGGAUCUAUGUGCUCAUAACAUCUUGCGACCCCCUUAGAAUUUUCCUAUUUAAUGAUGGCCUGGUCAGGCUAGCCACGGAAAAAUAUCUCAUCCCACAUGAGAAUAAUAUAAACCACCUCUUUAUGCACUUGACAAACUACUCAGUGAAUAAGCAGAGCGAAUUCUAUGACAAAAAUACAGCACACGACACAGGCAGCAAGCGGUCUAUACGCUACUUCAACGAGUACCUCCGGCGCAGUGACAUAGACGGCGGCCUGCUGUGGCGCAACAUUUCUGACAUGAUUGUUCGCACUCUGCUUGUUGCUCAGCCGCAUGUGCUGCAUGCGUACAGGAUGUGCCGGCCUGGGGUGUCACCAGGCAGUGAUAGCGUUUGCUUUGAAAUUCUGGGGUUUGAUAUAAUGAUUGAUAGGAAGCUGAGGCCUUGGUUGCUUGAGGUUAAUAGAUCUCCAAGUUUUGGCACAGAUGAACAUUUAGAUUUGGAAAUAAAAUCAGCCUUGUUGGAAGACACCAUCAGGCUUCUAAAUAUGAAAGUUGGUGACAAACGUCGUAAUAUAGUAGCACAAAAAGCAGAGGCACAGAAACGUUUGUUUAAAUCCAGUAGGAAAAUUGAUAUACAGGAUUGUUCUGAGUUUGAUAGGAAAAGGUUGAACAAUGAGAAGAAGAAAGAAGAAUUGACAGAACUCUUGAAUCGUUUGCGCAAAAUGACUGCCAAGGAAGAUUUUGAAAGACGGCACUCUGGCCAGUUCAAAAAGAUCUUCCCUUCAGAUGAUAAAGCCAAACAAGAAAGAUAUUGUAACAUUAUGGCCCAGACCUUCUCUACCUUUCUCUCCAGGAGAGGUGUCAGCAUGCAGAAGGAGAUAGAGGUGUACUACAACAAUAAGUACAAGGAAGAGGACAUCCUAGACAUGCUGGCUGAAUGUGAGUUGGAUGAGAAAGAGUCUCGGCUUUAUCCUGCAGGAAAACCACCUAGAGGUCCAAAGCCUCUGCAGAGCAUGCCUGAGUCAGUGCCUACAACCAACGAUGGUGAAGAGAUUUAUGACAGUGAUACCAGUUUCCCCAACUCCGCCGAUCUCCGAGCCCGGUCUGCUUCAAGAACCAGAUCCCAGGGAGGGAGAAAGGACAGCAGGAGUCCGAACUCCCGCCCGGCGUCUGGCCAACCGGUUAAACUAGGCAACAAGAACGUGUUUGCCCAGCGUCCGCAGAGCCAGACGACGUAUGGCCAACACACGGCUAGGAGUAUGUACAAGGCUGGGAGCACUAACAAGCUGACUGCUCUGCAGCGAUCAGAUGUGGAUGAAAAUUUGCUGAAUCCAGUUGUGAAUGAACAGGAGAAUGAGAUGUUGGUGAAGACGCUAGACUCACUGAAUGAAAUGAGAAUUAAAUUUCCAGGGAAGUCAGAUAUGGAAGCAGAGUACAUGCUGGAUCAGUUGACUGAAAAUUGGAAAUUUCAUAAACCAAGGAUAGCUUCCUAUUGGCUAGUGAAAUUAGAUUCAAUUAAACGCAGAAAGGUUAUAGAUAUAGUGAAAACCAAUGUGAGAGCUGUACUACAGAGAGUCUGGAGAACUUCCGACAUUGAAAACCUCCGACUCAAUAGGAUAUUCGGCCGUGUGUUCAACCGCUUGCUUUGGAGUCAUGGCCAAGGAUUGUGGAAUUGUUUCUCAUCAGGCCACCAUUCAUGGGAGACAAUAUUCAGUAAAAGCAGUGAGAACAUUGCAGAGAGUGAGAUGAACUGCUGCCGAAGGAUCGUUCAGCUUUGUAAAGACUGCCUUCUUAUAGUUUACAAGUUUGCCGAUGAGGCAAAGAACCAAAGCGUCAACAACGAACAGCAAGACCAGACACAGCAGCACCGCCUGCAGUUUGAGAACAGGUCACUUUUACAGCAGUCUCAUGGAUAUUUUGGAGUUCGAGAUAUCAAACUCCCUGUAAACUGGAACAAUUACACAUCAAAUCCUUACAGUCAGAGAUACAACAAGCUGUACCAACAGUCCAGUUUCAGCACCCCCUGAUGCCUGCUGACAGUUCAUUCACAAUGUUCAAAAAUUGUUUCAAAUAUUUCAGUUUGCACUUUGUGAACAUUUGCUGCUAAAGUAAAUCAAUAGCAUAAUUUUUAAGCUUCUGUUUUUAUUUAUUUGUUAUGGGUAAUCAUUAACGAUUUAAAAUGUUGAGUAAGUAGUACUACAAGUAGAUGUUUACUUCAACUGAAGACAAUUUUAUUUUAAAUUUCAGUGUACCUAAUAUUCUACAGUAAACAUGGUAAUAUUAAACAUUAAAGUAAUUGUUUUUAAGACUAUUGCACAUUUAAAUAGUAUAAAAUAUACAAUGUUGAUUUCUGUUAAUUUUUUUUAGAUCUUAGCUUGGUUAAUUCCCUCAUUUCAUAAGGUGCUUUACAAGAGUUAAAUUUGUUAUUUAAAUAAUGUAUUUUUUUAACUUACAUUUCGCUAAUUUUAAAAAGUAAAUUGUUUUAGAUUGGGGAUUUAAACAAUACCUCUUUUUGUUUUCACAUCUUAAUUUUACAACUAUGGGAAAGUUGUUCUGCUAAAUGACUAUUUAUUUAUCCAUCGCUGGACAAUCAAUUGCUAAUCAGCCAAAAUAUUUAUUGUUUAAAAAUGAGUUGAUCAUCAGUCUGCCAGCUAGAUUGUCAUCAGAUGAAUUUGAAAGCUGUGUUAAUUGUACCAUCAGACAGAAUCUGUCUCAAUCACUAUGUCAAUAAUCACCUGUUUUGAAUGUAUAUAUAUAUAUUUAUAUGCAUAUACACUAAGCUUUUGAAAUUCACAACAAAUUACAAUAUUUGUAAUUUUACACAGGGAGUUUGUAUGUGCAUACAUUUCAAUAAUGCAUUCAAUCUACAGAAAAAUUUGUACUUGUAUUAUGCACAUAUUUUACUCAUACUUUUCCAAUAUUUAUUUCUGGUAACAAAUUAAUUUGCCAACCAAGAUGUACAAUAUACUGUGUUAUUUUUCUGUAUUUUAUUCCAAAAUCAAAAUUUAUCAAUUGAUUCCUUAAAAUAGAAACUAAAUGUCUUUCAGUUAGAACAUCAAUAUACUUUUAACUUACAUUUUCUGAAGGUGUGUGGUGCAUACUUCUUCAAUUGAAAUCAAUUUGUUAAUUUAAAAUAUUUAGCGUUUAGGAAAUGAACAAAGGGUUUAAAAUAUGUUACAUUUUUAGUAAUUAAUUGGCUGCAUUUAAAACAAAUUAUUCCUUAUUUAACUGAAAUAAAAUGACAAAACAUCUUAAGAUAAUCUAACAAUAGUACCUUUACUUUCUCUAACAUCAUUUUACCAAGUAUUAUAUAUAACCAUCAUACAUGUUUAUUUUUUACAACAUUUUGAUUAGAAUUAUAAAUGCCAGUAAUUAAUGGGGGUUUUUUUUAUUUAAUAGCAUUUCACAUUACUUGAAUGAGUUUAUAAUUUUUUUUUAACACACAAGGUUUGCCAUUCUUUUGAUUUGUUGCAUUAGUUUAUUUGCUAUUCAUCUUGCAACUUUUUUAUCAUCCUGUUUGGUUGGGAUUUUUUUAUAUCAUAAGCACAUGUUAGAAUGUAAAUGUAACUCAUAUGAAUUAACAUUGACUACUUAUUAUGUAUUUGGAACAAUUAAUACUUUACAUAUAAAACGUUAACAAAAUAACUCUGUUAUUGUUAUAUUGUUUUUCUUUAAAUAGCUAAAUUAUUUUCUAAAUUAAAAUUGUAUCCUAGUCAACACAGUAGACUAUGCACUAUUUUUACAUAUUAGAACACAUCAGUGAAAUUUUUCUUUGUAGAUAUAUUAAGAAAUUUAUUUAACACUUUCCACAAAAAUUUAUUUUUAGGAACUUUUGAGCCAUCUAAAGAAAUGAAUACGUGUUAUGUUACUUGUUUGGCAUGUUUAUACAUUAUUGUAAAUUAUGCCUUUUACUAACAUCAAAUCAAAAGUUAUUUUAUAAAAGAUAAUUGAAAACUGUUUUUUACUACAUCUGUUUUCAAUAAAAAAAACAAAGACUUUCAUAAUUUUUCGUAAUAAAUUUCUAAUUACAUUUC